Molecule: messenger RNA, 3201 nt
Organism: Lasiodiplodia theobromae
Lineage: Eukaryota; Fungi; Ascomycota; Dothideomycetes; Botryosphaeriales; Botryosphaeriaceae
Product: ATPAse P-type H+ transporting proton pump
Exons: 4
Coding region: 1-3201 (1066 amino acids)
Biological process (GO): calcium ion transmembrane transport; intracellular calcium ion homeostasis
Cellular component (GO): plasma membrane
Molecular function (GO): ATP hydrolysis activity; ATP binding; P-type calcium transporter activity
Source: RefSeq, a predicted model, not a curated record
AUGGGGAUAGAAGACACCACCCUUGAUGUCGAGGAGACGACUGAACCUCCUAUACGUGGCCCCGUAGAGGAACGUAUAAGCAAAGGCACUGCAUUCCCUGCCGAGAAGGACGGCGGCUCAGCCGGCACCACCCUGACCUCUGCGCCCUCGACCGACCUCUCCACAGACGACGGCAAAGAAGGCUGCGGCUUCAAGGACGCUCAUACCGUACCCGCGGCCACUGUUGCCCGGGUACUAGGCGUUGAUCCCCAAAAUGGACUCUCUCGUGCCGAAGCCGCGUCUCGCCUCGAGCGAGAUGGGCUUAACAAGGUUGAGGGAGCUAAAGGGCUUUCCUUGUGGAAAAUCCUGCUGAGACAGGUGUCGAACAGUCUGACCCUAGUUCUUGUGAUUGUCAUGGCUCUUAGCUUCGGAAUCGAUGACUACAUCGAAGGCGGAGUCAUAACGGCCGUCAUUCUGCUCAACAUCGUCGUCGGAUUCGUACAAGACUACCACGCAGAGAAGGCUAUCAUGUCGUUGUACGCGCUAUCCGCGCCCGUAUCCAAGGUAAUGCGAGGCGGUGCAAUCGAGCAUGUCAAGGCCGAAACUGUAGUCGUUGGUGACAUUGUCCACCUCAACGUCGGAGACAUCGUUCCCGCGGACUUGAGGCUGAUUGACGGUAUCAACGUAUCCACCGAUGAGGCUCUCUUAACUGGAGAGUCACUCCCCGUGAACAAGACCCCCCAUAAGAUUUUCGAGAACUCCGACAUCCCCGUCGGAGAUCGUACCAACAUGGCGUACUCGGCGACCACAAUGUCUCAGGGAAGAGCCACUGGCAUUGUCGUGGCAACCGGCGUCAACACUGAAGUGGGACAAAUUGCCGAGAUGCUGCGCAGCCGUGGCCAAGUGACGGAAGGAUCCAACAUCAUCAUUCGCUCUUGGAACCGCUUCAAAAACGGCUUCAAGGUCGUGUUGGGUCUGGAAGGAACCCCGCUGCAGAUUAAGCUGAGUAAAUUCGCCCUGCUCCUCUUCGCUCUGGCCAUCCUCCUCGCGGUCAUUGUCUUUUCCGCGGCCAAAUGGGAUGUCCAAGGCGAAGUUCUCAUCUACGGCAUCUGCGUGGGAGUUGCGGUCAUUCCGGAAUCUCUCAUCGCGGUGCUCACCAUCACGAUCGCGGUCGGCACCAAAGCCAUGGCCAAGGGCCAUGUCAUUGUCAGGAAACUCUCCGCUCUCGAGGCCGUCGGAGGAGUGACCAACAUCUGCUCCGACAAGACGGGAACCCUGACCCAGGGCAAGAUGAUUGCCCGCAAGGCAUGGAUCCCGGCCCUGGGAACAAUGACGAUCCACGAUACUACCAAUCCAUUCGACCCCUCAAGUGGGUUUAUCAAGAUGAAUGACUGUGACAUCGAUCUUGAAGAAUACACCGAAUCCCCCCACCUGGAGACUUUCCUGAAGGCCAUCGCCCUGUGCAACCUCUCCUCCGUUUACAAGUCUACUGCGGACGACGCGUCUGUCAGCACUGCUUCGGAGGCUGGAUGGAUCAGCGUCGGCGAACCUACCGAGAUUGCCCUCCAGGUUCUCGCAAUGCGCUUCAAUUCGGGCAAGCCCACUCUGAUGGAAGACGGGAACUUGGAACUACUGGCCGAAUUCCCCUUCGACUCGAACUUCAAGCGCAUGGCCAUCAUCUACAAGGACAAGACUGCAGCCUCUGCCCACGCCUACAUGAAAGGUGCGGUCGAGGUCAUGCUCCCGGUCCUCCUGAGCUCCGAUUCGGAAAAGCAGCAGAUCAUUUCCAUGGCUGAGGAAAUGGCCGGCAAUGGUCUUCGCGUCCUCUGCGUCGGUCACAAGCUGGUGCCGAAUGACGACUCGCAGCAACUCACCGAUCGCGCUGCGGCCGAAUCGAACAUCGAGUUCGUCGGUCUGGUCGGCCUGUACGAUCCGCCGCGUCUGGAAACAGCCGGGGCGGUACGUCGGUGCCAGAUGGCCGGCAUCACGGUGCAUAUGCUUACGGGUGAUCACAUCAAGACGGCUACGGCUAUUGCGCACGAGGUAGGCAUCUUGAGUGGUGCCGCGCCGAACGCAAACUCGGGGUCUGCCAUCAUGCCCGCUUCCGAGUUCGACAAACUCUCAGACGACGAAAUCGAUGCCAUCGAGACGCUGCCCCUGGUGCUGGCCCGGUGCAGUCCCAAGACGAAAGUCCGCAUGGUGCAAGCCAUGCACCGCCGGAAAGCGUUCUGCGUCAUGACGGGCGAUGGUGUCAACGACGCACCCGCCCUGCGCAUCUCCUCCGUCGGCGUCGCCAUGGGAUUGAACGGUAGCGAUGUCGCAAAGGAGGCGGCGGAUAUGGUACUGACGGACGACAAUUUCGCGUCCAUCGUCAAGGCCGUCGAAGAGGGGCGGCGGCUGUUCGACAACAUCCAGAAAUUCCUCCUGCACCUCCUCAUCUCCAACAUCUCGCAGGUCAUCCUGCUGCUCAUCGGCCUCGCCUUCAAGGACCACGACGGCAACUCGGUCUUCCCGCUGUCGCCGCUCGAGAUCCUGUGGGUCAACCUCAUCACGUCGUCGUUCCUCGCGCUGGGGCUGGGCGUCGAGGAGGCGCAGCCCGACAUCAUGCUGCGCCCGCCGCACGACCUGCGCGUCGGCGUCUUCACGCCCGAGCUCAUCAUCGACAAGUUCAUCUACGGCACCUUCAUGGGCUCGCUGUGCAUCGCCGCCUUCACGUCCGUGGCCUUCGGCGAGGGCGCCGGCGCGCUGGGCACCGACUGCAACGAAGGCUGGAACGGCUCGUGCGACACCGUCUUCCGCGCGCGCGCCACCACCUACGCCACGCUGUCGUUCCUGCUGCUCGUCACGGCGUGGGAGGUCAAGCACUUCAGCCGCAGCCUGUUCAACCUCUACCCCCACGUCCAGGGUGGCCCGCCAAAGGCGCUGUCCGUUUUUGGGGCUGUCUGGCGCAACCGCUUCCUCUUCUGGGCCGUCGUCGCCGGCUUCGUCAUCACUUUCCCUGUCGUUUAUAUCCCUGUCAUCAACCGCAUCGUCUUCAAGCACGAGGCCAUCACUUGGGAGUGGGGCAUCGUCGUCGCUUGCGUCGUCGUGUACCUGGCUGCUGUGGAGAGCUGGAAGGCGAUUAAGCGGAGGUUCGGCUUGGGCAGCGGCAAGUAUCGCUUGCUGACGGUCGAAGAUGCGGAGAUGAGGGCUGGGUUGGCGCCCGUGGUGGAGAAAGUUUGA